Molecule: messenger RNA, 504 nt
Organism: Microthlaspi erraticum
Lineage: Eukaryota; Viridiplantae; Streptophyta; Magnoliopsida; Brassicales; Brassicaceae
Source: the annotation of a GenBank genome assembly
AUGGGACGGACGCCCAAGAUCUAUCCGCAACGACUGCAAGAAACGAAAAUGUUCAGGAUGGAGAUAUUCCGCACAUUUCCAAGCAACUAUGUGGAAGCUCAGAAACAUGGAAAUGAGAGAAGGAUCACAAUAGGAGAUUUUAAUUCUCAAGCACGACGGGGACGAAACCCUCCAGACAGGGAAACGUACGAAACCCUCUGGACGAGGAAACCUGCUAAAGAGGAGAGAGGCGUGGAUAAGCUCCAAGAAGAUCUAAUGCUAUCAGGGAGAGACACCCAGCUGCUCAUGAGAGACAAGAAUCGUCCUAACCAAUCAGACGAAGACAUUGAGUGUAGGUCGCCACCAAGCAAAGCUAUGCUAGGCCUAGGUCUCCAUGUGUCUGCGCAUGACUGGAGACGUCCCAAGAAGCCAGGCAGCCUCCUGAACUCCUAUAAAUACGCUCCUCCAGCCCCAAGUCCAAACCAUUCCAUUCCCAAAGCUAGAGAGCACCUGAAAAGUGAUUAG